Messenger RNA from Suillus subalutaceus, 1293 nucleotides. RefSeq lists its product as uncharacterized. The coding region runs from base 1 to 1293 and encodes 430 amino acids. NCBI's taxonomy places the organism in Eukaryota, Fungi, Basidiomycota, Agaricomycetes, Boletales, Suillaceae. The record is from RefSeq and is a predicted model, not a curated record. The transcript is spliced from 9 exons.
AUGACAACCAACCGAAAAAGAGAAUUAUCGAGCAACCAAGGAAAAAAAGUUGGACAAACGGAAAAAAGGGCACUCAAGGCGACCUACCAAGACAAUCCUGACAUCUUUGAGAAAGAGCCCUCUGAGCUACUUAGUGAUGCCGACAGGGAUGAAGACACUAUGUUCUCAGACCACAUUCUACAGACGAAACUGUCCAAUACCAAGAUCCUGGCAUUCAGCAUGGGGAAAAUUCCCCCGGCAUCGCACACCACUAGCGGCAGCACACGCAAGCUGAAGGCCCCUGCAAUCAAUACCCCUCAGGAUGACACCUCAGACGACACUAGUGAUAAGUCUGGCGAGGACCCAGAGUCAGCAGAUCAGUCUCAAUCGGAGGCUGGGGCUGGUCACACCGAUGAAGAGGAUGGUCACUCCGAUGAGGAACAAAUACCUGCCCCUCGGGCAACCAAACGAUCGCACGACACAGAAGACACCAUGGUAGUGCUGAAGAUCAAGAAAAAUUCAGACGGCUCCCAUCAAUGUGCAAAAGCUAGUGAUUUUGAUGAUGUCUCAAAAGACGUCCUUGCGCCAUUUCCGGAUACGAUUGCUGCCGAGACGAUGCUGGCAAAAGAGGCCUGGCACGAGGCGUGCCAAAUAAAAGGCAUCAAUGUCAAAUUAACACCUUCAGCAGUCAAGAUGCUUUUGAAACGCACAUCACAUGUGCGUGGCGAACUCAAAACAAAGAUGCGGUCACUAACUCGUUUGUUUUUUGGUUUCCGGUCAAGUGAUUCGAGGGAGGUUGUAAGGCAAAACCGAGAUCUAGCAGAAUCUUUGAAAGACGGUUCAUCCUUUGUUUACAAGGACUGGACAGCGAAGACGGGCAUAUACAAGACCAAAUUACUCCAAGAAGGGAUCAAUGUUAUGUGGUUUGCAAACCAAAACGAUGAAGGCGUCGUCUACCAUAAGCAUUUUAACCCCAUGCCUACUGAGAUUAUUGCGCUCACGCUUACAGCCAUUGAAUGCUGUAUUGACGAGUGGCUGCAGGGCUUGAAAGAAGACAUCACAUUUACAGCAGCUACCUAUGGAUGUGUCUACCAAACUCAUUUGAGCUCGUUGCAGCGUUUUGACGAGCGCACGGCACCUUAUAAGCUCUUUGAAAGAAUUUGCAACAAUUUGCAUGAUGUGGCUCGUUUCCAUGCAGGUGUAGAGGGACUCGCUACUACGGUGUCAGACGCAUCCCAGAUCAGCGACAAGGCAUUCGAAGAUGCCAUUCGAGAGCACCAGCUUCAAGAGGAGGAGGAUGCACGGCAAGGCUAG